GGUCUGUCCGGCCUUCCUUUGUAAGGCAUGGAUUUCAUUCAGACGCUGAGAAAGUGAAUACCGUCACUGCUUUUAAGCUGUCCUCGAAAUCAAGGCAUAUAUAUAUAGGGCAUAUUUGCUGUUAACCUUUGGGCCAAGAGCGGUAUACACGUUUGGGCCAAAAGAAAGCGAGACAAUACAAUUCUACCACACCACUGAGAAGCAGUAAGGUCAAUCGAGCUAGUGAACAGAUAUAUCCAGCGUUAGUAGACAUACAUCCAGCAUCCAGAAAUAUGAAUUCCUUCGUCGUGUAUCUCUGUGUGGUUGCAGUUCUGAUGCGUUCACGGGAGGUGUCUGCUACUGAAAAGAUAAAGAUUGUGUCUGGCUCAAUGGACAAAAGAACGAAGGUUUUCCAGCAGCUCCAGGGACAACAACAUGUGAAAUCGCCUGGUUCCCUGGAUGGAGCAGAUCCUGAUGGUAUAUUCCAGCAUUGCACAUGCACCAGUGAUACUCAUGUCAACUGCGUGUGCCAAGGCAAGAUUGCAACAGGAGUGACUGCCUCCAUGGCAAUGAAGUACCUUCCACAAACCGCUGGUGUGGAUGUUGAGGUCAAAUGCAACGGGGACAUUUUCUUCGCCCAAGGCAAUAUGAACCCGGACGCGGAUGUCAACCACUGUGCUUUGGAGAAGGCGUGCGGGGGCGCUAACGUCAAAAUGUGCUUCCGGCUCUACCGCAUGACCAGUGCUGACGAAGAGGGCACUGCACCGCACGGCUGCAAUGACGUCACCGUUACCAUCAAUGGCGGCCAGGAGAUAGUCUAUACCGAGUGCAUGCCGGGAGCGGCCUGAGCAUUUAAUUUUUUUCGAUAUUAUUUGCUCACAUUUAUAAUAUUACGUGAAAUACAUUGAUACAUGGAAGUAGGCUAAACAUUGACGAAAAGGUAACUAUCUAAAUCAAAUGUCUUAAAAUAAACCUAAUUUGUCUUGAGUUUUGAACAUGUUUUAUGCGACCCGGUCUCAUUAGUAGAAUUUUGAAGAUAUGGAGGAAUAUUAAACACUCUCAAACCUUUGUAUCAUAACAUGCGGAAAGGUCACUUGAGUGGUAGCAGUAAAACGUAUUUUAAUAAUUCAUUUAACCGAUAUAUGUUUAACAAGGUCAGAGAGGAUCAGCUAGAAUAAUGAUUUAGUCAUUACCUAUUCUCGUAUAUUAUGUUGAUUGGUGACGUAAGACUGUUGCCUUAAAGUGAUACAAAUUCAAAGGUUACUAUAUAACUAUGCUCGUUUUGGCUUUUGUUGGAUAGAAAACAACGAACUCUAAACAAAACAAAAGAUAGAAAUGUCACUGUGUUUUUAAUUUGAACGAAAUGAGGGUUUCACCAAAGGGUAUACAAGACGAAUCGAGGUUUGUGCACGUUCGAAUGACAAUUAUGCACACGUUGCGUACACUGCUUUAUGAGAUAAGCGCGCGAAGCGAACCCUGCAGAAACACAGCAUGACCUCAUCCAUUGCCAGCUAAGACCGGUACACCCACGUAUAUAGGCCAACAAUUCGUCCACCGAGCUACUGAAUAAAAGUUAUACACUCAAAUUAUUCCAUAUUUAGAUAAUUCUCAGAGCCAUGCAAUUGGGAAAUCGAAGACAUAUGACACUGCACCUCUGGCCUGGACUUGGGGCUUCCAAUUCUGAGCAUUUUGGAUGUAAUUGGGUCCGAAAGCGGCGCAAUUUAGCCAUGUUGUGGAAGGAUCCUUUUUAAAAAUGGCAACUUUUCCAGUUUGAGAAACAUCAUUCGUUUUAGGAGUGGUCUUCUUUGGGUGAGAAUUUCUCCAAAAGUCAAUAAUCAAUUAUCCACCAAAAAUGGAAAAGAACAUGGAAGAUGACAUAUAGAUCAUCAUUUUUCUCUGCAGCUGGAAUACCUGUGAGAGUGUUGAAUAUUUUCAAAGGAAUUUUGAAGUAUGGAGAUUGGGUAUGGGUUUGUGUCAGUGGGCGGAACCUAGUGGGGAGGGAGGCAACAGCAUUUCAAAGGCGUCAGCAAGGGCGGAUCUGCAAAAAAAAUGUGCACAAAUAUUCAAAGGUCCGAUAGGACAUUGGCCGAUUAAAGCAUUUGAGAAAUGCCGGAACACUUUUAAGAGUUCUUAUUUAAAAAACAAAUGAAGCAUUUGGGACUUAUCGCUAGUGUCUAUGGGAUUUUUUUUUAUACUGGGGUGCACCCUGACGUACUCAAUGACCCUCGUUCUUUGUAGGCCUCAAGAGCGUCAACAGUUCAUUAUUUGUACAAACCUAUGCGCGAUAAUGUGCAUCAAAAACGUAAAUCUCCACGUUUUGAGUCAUGUUCCUUCGGAUUUGCUCAUGUUAAAUGUAUGUUAGUUAGAUCUAUAAUUAUCCAGUGAAUUAAAAUGGUAUAUUGAAAGAUGAUUCCAAGGUCUAUCGACAAAGUCAUGUCGUCGUGUGACAUCACUGCAUGACAAUUUCUGGCUCUACAUGAUCAACAAUCCGAUCUACUUAACCCUUUUAAAAUUAUAUCCGUUGGUAAAUAGAAAUAUUUAAAAUUUGUUUCACUAAAAUUAUGGUAGAUAUCGCAGUUAAUGUCCAUUAUUGCGUUGUCUUUUUGCAUGCUUGUUUUGAAUAUACAACCCAGCUUCAGAUUUGAACUUCAUAAUUUUUGUUAAAAAAAAACUAUCAAUCAGAUGGAUUUUUUUUCUUUUUUUUGCGUCGGGGUGAUGUAAAUCUAUAUUAGGUUUUGCCCUACACCCGAGUCCCACCGAGUGAUUUUUUUUUCCAACUUUCACUCGGGCGGUAACACAUUGAGUGUACAGUGUUUAUGCGUCGGUGUAGGGCAAAACUUAAUAUUGAUAAAGAAAAAAAUGUUGUUUUGCUUCAAACUGAAGCAAAAUAAGCCCAUUUUGUGUUCACCUUUGGAAGCUGGGAGUUACACUUUGUGUGUGUGUUUUUUGUGUGUGCACAUACCUCUUUAAUCUACAACCCUGGAGUACAUUAAAUGCAUAGUGUUAGAAGCAGC
Patiria miniata (bat star) is the source of this 2993-nucleotide messenger RNA. RefSeq lists its product as uncharacterized. The coding region runs from base 273 to 827 and encodes 184 amino acids. The record is from RefSeq and is a predicted model, not a curated record. The transcript has 5 exons. Lineage: Eukaryota; Metazoa; Echinodermata; Asteroidea; Valvatida; Asterinidae.